Messenger RNA from Anastrepha obliqua, 1870 nucleotides. RefSeq names its product SET domain-containing protein SmydA-8 (gene SmydA-6). The coding region runs from base 327 to 1862 and encodes 511 amino acids. The record is from RefSeq and is a predicted model, not a curated record. Gene Ontology annotation, molecular function: protein binding. Lineage: Eukaryota; Metazoa; Arthropoda; Insecta; Diptera; Tephritidae. The transcript is spliced from 5 exons.
CAAAACGGGAACGCCACGCACUCGCGCAAAGUUGGCAAAUAUUGCAGUAGGAUGUAGUAAAAGUGGCCUAGGGCAACAGUGAUUAAGUUAAAAAAUUUACAUAUUCUAAAAAUACGUUGCACAAGUUUUUUUUUAUUAAAAUAUGCCAUAGGUUGUUGGUAAACUAUAUCUCAAAUCUAAGAAAAAAUUGCCGGUUUAAAAAGCUAAUUCAAUAAAGUUUUAUACCAUCGAAUAUGAUAUUUAAAGCGUUGUGUAAUACAAAAUAAAUAACGCAUACAGAUUAAAGCUUAUUUUAAAUUUAACUAAGAGUAACUAAUUAUUUUGAAAUGGAAAUGGAUGAUUUUGCAAAGAAGUGCAAAAUUGAGAACAAUAACGAAUUAGGAAGAUAUGUUACGGCAGCAGCGGACAUCAGAGCUGGCGAAACUUGUCUGCUAGAACAGCCAAUAUUACUUCUGGCUGCUAACGGCGAUAGACGUUGUUCGAAUUGCUUGAAACUAACCACCGAAUUUUGCAGAAUUUGCCAGGUGUUUCUGCUCUGUGACAAUUGUGCAUACCACAAUGAGUAUGACUGUCGCUUGGUUGCUGAUAUGAAGGGAUUACGCAUUGACUUGCUCAAAGGAAAUCCCACAACCUACGGUCUUCUCAAAUGUAUGAUUUUACGUGAAAAUCCAGAACAUGCCCCAUAUUAUGAACAAUUACUACAAAUGGAACCGCAUUUAGAAGAACGACGCGACACCGAAAUUUGGAAGGAGCUACAAAAAAACUCCAUUGAGCCCAUACUAAAUUCAGGUUUAACCCAGUACCUGAAAGAUGGAAAAUCCAUAAAUGAAACGCUGCUACAGAAAAUCUGGGGCAUAAUUGAUGUUAAUUGCUUCGAGGUGCGAGCACCGGACGAAGGUCAGUUACGUGGCGUCUAUCCGCGUGCAGCACUCUUGGCGCACAGUUGUGUAUCGAAUGUGCAGCUGUGCAAUGAUGAAAAUUAUCAAAUGAAAAUAUUUGCAACACGCGAUAUACCCAAAGGGGAUAUGCUCUAUAAUUGUUACACAAAUGUACUUUUGGGCACCGACGAGCGACGUCAUCUGUUGAAGGUAGGCAAGUAUUUCGACUGCAAAUGUGAACGUUGCGAAGAUCCCACCGAGCUGGGCUCGCAUAUGAGUAGUUAUAUGUGUGCACGUUGUGCCGACAAUAAACGGAAUGGUGGUUAUAUAGUUAAGAUGAAGAGGGAUGAAGCAGCAAAAAAACCACAGACGCAGACAAAGACGCCACAACAAUUGAAAAGUCCGCCUAAACAAUUGUGGGUGUGGCAGUGCCUGCAGUGCGAACACACGCUUAGCGCGGAUACUGUGCAACAGCUGGUAGAACGCGCCAAAGAAGAAGUAUUCCAUGCUAAGGAUGAUGUUACUCGUUACGAGCUUUUGCUUGCCAAACUCACGCGCUACUUCCACCCUAAUCAUUACAUCUUGUUGGAUAUAAAACAGAAUAUUGCGGCGAUCUUGCGUUCCAUUCUACAAAACGUGGCAUUGCAGCCGGGUCGUAAGGUCUACGAGCGAAAAGUGCGAUUAUGUCAGGAUAUAUUCGGUAUAUUGCAAAUGAUAUUACCGGGCAUUUCGCGCCUGAAAGCGAUUGUGCUUUAUGAAAUGGCCAACACCUCUGCAGAAUUGCACCGUAUGCGGUAUGAGGAAAAGGAAGUGGAGAAGACGGAAUUGGUGGAGCUUUUAAAACGAGUUGAAAUGAUGCUAAGAGAAUCAAUACGUAUGCUACUGUAUGAACCACCAGAAACGCCAGAAGGUCAAAUGACCAAAGGAAUGUUAAAAGAACUUAAGGAUUUGCAGACCGACAUAAAAUAUUUGGAAAAAAAUUAAAAAACAAG